Molecule: messenger RNA, 1218 nt
Organism: Aspergillus oryzae RIB40
Lineage: Eukaryota; Fungi; Ascomycota; Eurotiomycetes; Eurotiales; Aspergillaceae
Exons: 1
Coding region: 1-1218 (405 amino acids)
Biological process (GO): carbohydrate metabolic process
Molecular function (GO): polygalacturonase activity
Source: RefSeq, a predicted model, not a curated record
AUGCAACUCGGCCACGCGAAACUAUUCCUCUUUUUUCUGUCCCUGUUCACACCGGCUUUAUCCCGGCGCAUUGGUCAUAAGCACACUCAUGUCGCUGAGCGAGAGGCUCCCGCCUGUACGCCAACUGCCGGUGGGUCACCCACUGUGGACGAUGUGCCAGCCAUCGAGUCAGCCAUGGCUGCUUGUCCCUCUGGCACAAUCAUGAUUCCAGCAAAGUCUACCUAUCAUAUCAACUCUGAACUUUCUUUCGCCAAAUGCUCCGGUUGCACUUUACAAGUCGAGGGAACGCUGUUGGUGUCAGAUGAUACGAAGGCUUGGAGUGGCAAAGACGCCGUCUUGAACCUCGAAGACGUCAACGACGUCAGUAUUGUUUCGAAAACCGGGAAGGGUGUGAUUGAUGGCAACGGGCAAGCCGCCUGGGACCUGUUAAACAAGGACAAGAAUUACUCCCGGGUCAAAUGUCUACUCUAUCUCACCGGUAAAACGUCCGGCGUCACCAUUUCAGGACUCACGAUGAGGAAUCCGCCAAAUGUCUUCUCCUCAGUCAAGCAGAGUGUUACGAAUGUCACCUAUUCCAAUUUGAUUCUCACGGCUGUUUCCAAGAGCGAUGCACUGCCGAAGAAUACCGACGGAUUUGACCUUGGCGGCACUGGAAUCCGGAUGGAUAACAUCAAAGUUCAGAACGGCGACGACUGCAUUGCCAUCCAGAACGGCGCGGAAGAUAUCACUGUGAUGAACAUUCAAUGCACCGGGUCUCACGGUCUUAGUAUCGGUAGUAUUGGCAAAACACCCGGGGAAGUCGACACCGUCAAAAAUAUUCAUUUCAAAAACGCUAAGAUGACCAAAUGCUCCAAGGCAGCUGGAAUCAAGAUCUACUCUGGAGGUUACGGCACAGCUGAAGUCAGCAACAUCACCUGGGAGAACGUCAUGGUGGAUGGUACCUCGUAUGCCUUCCAGGUCCAGACCUGCUACGGAUCGGAUGAGAAGGAAUGCGCUUCUCAGCCUAGUACUGCUAAGCUGACGGACAUUGUUGUCAAGGGGUUCAGCGGUAAAACUGAUAAGGAUGAGCCGGUCGCUAGCAUUAAUUGCCCAGCCAAGGGUACCUGUGGACUUUCGCUGACUGAGAUGAAGGUGCAGUCUGCUACUGGGGGUGAGGAAUACCAAUGUUCUAAUGCUGGAACUAUUGGUGUCAAGUGUGCCCCGGGCGCAAGUGGAUAA